This is a messenger RNA of Malus domestica (apple), 2078 nucleotides long. The record is from RefSeq and is a predicted model, not a curated record. NCBI's taxonomy places the organism in Eukaryota, Viridiplantae, Streptophyta, Magnoliopsida, Rosales, Rosaceae.
AAAGUAGAGGGAGGAACCGGCCAACAUCCGCACUUCACCAGCAUUCCCAAAAUACCGUAGAUAUAUAAGUUGCACCAUCUUGCUCUUUCUCUGAGAACAGAAGAGAGAGCCAUGAAGAAGAAUCAGAAUCAGAUGAUGAUGAUGCAUGUUUCAUUGUUAUUGUCACAUCUGAUUCUUCUGCUGCUCUGUAUUAUUAGUAUCAUUGAUGGUGCUUUUGCUUCUGGGAAAAGUGAUUAUGUCACAGCAGUUGGAGACCCAGGAAUGAGAAGGGAUGAGCUGAGAGUGGCCUUGGAAGCUUGGAACUUCUGCAAUGAAGUUGGAGAAGAAGCACCUGAUAUGGGCAGUCCCAGAGCUGCUGAUUGCUUUAAUCUCACAAGUAAGCACAACCACCAUAAAUCAACAAAGAAACUGACGAAAAAUAGUACUUCCUUAAAACACGGAGUGAGCAAAAAAGACAACUUGCUUGGGGUUGGGACUCCAUUCCCAGGGAUAAGCCAGGGGGCUUUAAACAAUGUGGACCUUUAUGCAGUGGAGAAGGAGCUGUAUCUGGGUUCUCUAUGUCAAGUCCAAGACUCUCCAAAACCGUGGCAAUUCUGGAUGAUUAUGCUCAAAAAUGGAAACUUUGACACAAUGGCUGGGCUGUGCCCUUCCAAUGGGAAAAAGACACCGCCUUUUAGCGAUCCCGGAAGGUUCCCUUGCUUUGGGAAGGGCUGUAUGAAUCAACCCACUGUGGUCCACCAGAGGACUCUGCUGGAUGGUAAUACCACAAUGCGAGGAGGUUUCAAUGGGACUUAUGAUCUGGGAUCCAACCCCAGUGAUGGGCUCGAUUCGAUAUCUUUCUACGAGGUGGAAUGGAAGAAGAAACUUGGUGUUGGAAGCUGGGAGUUCAGGCACAUGCUCAAGACUUCAAAGAAGUAUCCAUGGCUGAUGCUCUACCUCAGAGCUGAUGCAACCCAAGGAUAUUCUGGUGGCUAUCACUAUGAUACAAGAGGAAUGCUCAAAAUUCCUCCCGAGUCACCCAAUUUUAAAGUCAGGCUGACUUUGGACAUCAAACAAGGAGGAGGACCCAAGAGCCAGUUUUACCUCAUUGACAUUGGUAGCUGUUGGAAGAACAAUGGCAAACCCUGUGACGGCGAUGUGCUCACGGAUGUGACCAGAUACACGGAGAUGAUCAUAAACCCGGAAACUCCUGCUUGGUGCAGCCCCACAGGUUUAGGCAAUUGCCCGCCGUACCAUAUCACUCCAAACGACAGAAAAAUUUAUAGAAACGACACUGCCAACUUCCCAUAUGGGGCUUAUCACUACUACUGUGCUCCGGGAAAUGCUGAACAUUUAGAGAAACCUGUAAGCGUAUGUGAUCCUUACAGUAAUCCCCAGGCACAAGAAAUAGUUCAGUUGCUCCCUCACCCCAUCUGGGCCGAGUACGGGUAUCCAACCAAACAAGGGCAGGGUUGGAUUGGGGAUGCUAGAACUUGGGAGCUUGAUGUUGGUGGCCUAUCUAGUCGACUCCACUACUACCAGGAUCCAGGCACCACUCCUGCUAGAAGGAUAUGGGGAUCAAUUGAUGUUGGUACAGAAAUUUUUGUUAGUGACAAAGAUGAAGUGGCAGAGUGGACUCUAAGCGACUUUGACGUUAUUUAUACACCCCCAAAAUAAUUUAUAACGCCAGAUCCAUACCAGCAUUUUUCUCCAACCAUUUUCAUCCUUUCAAUUGUUCAUCCUAAAUAUGUUUAGAGCUAGGUGUUGUAGGGUUUAGACCGAUUGAACGAAGAGAAAUGUGUUCCAGGAUUUAUAAGGGUGAUGGGAGUAGGAAAGCCAAAACAAGCCCGUAAGGGUCGCUUUGCUUCCCCACCAAUCCCCGGCCCUCCCUGUACUCCUGCUUGCCUUCAACUUGAAGUCAUUGUGAACAUUCAUCAAUUCUUCUCAAUAUCACAAGGAGAUCAUCAAAUUCUGCCUCCAAAUGUGAGUGUAUUUUUAUAGUGUAAGCCCAAUUAAGUUGUGAAACUACGAGCUUCGGGUAUCUGGGUAUAAGCCUUUAAUUACUUGAGCAACAAGUCUAUUGCAAAACCAUUUGUUAA